Messenger RNA from Meloidogyne enterolobii, 546 nucleotides. The record is from the annotation of a GenBank genome assembly. Lineage: Eukaryota; Metazoa; Nematoda; Chromadorea; Rhabditida; Meloidogynidae.
AUGCCCAAAAUUCCUAAAAUAUUUUUAUGCCUUCUCCAAUUCUCCAUUUUAAUAAAUUUAAUUUAUGGAGCAUCGAAUCUAAAUAAUAACCCCGAUGAAAUUAAAUCUUUACCAGGCUUAAAUGCAAAGCUCAACUUUAAACAUUAUUCAGGCAAAUUAUUUGUUUUGUGGUUAAAUGGAGGUCCUGGCUGUUCAUCUCUUGGUGGUUUAUUUAAUGAAUUAGGCCCAUAUUUACUCAACAAAGAUGGCAAAACACUGCGUCAAAAUCCUCAUUCAUGGAAUAAAUAUGCCUCAGUUAUAUUUUUAGAAUCCCCUGCGUGCGUUGGAUUUUCUUAUAAUUCAAAAGUUAAAAAUGUAACUACAGGUGACGAGGAGGUUGCUGCAGCAAACUAUGCAGCUUUAAAAGAUUUUUUCACUAAAUAUCCUUCAUUGAAAUCAAAUCCAUUUUAUCUUACUGGUGAGUCUUAUGCUGGUGUAUAUAUUCCUAUGCUUGGUGUUAAAAUUUUGGAAGGUAUCAAGGAUUCAAAAAUAAAUUUAAAAGUAUAA